Ananas comosus (pineapple) is the source of this 2230-nucleotide messenger RNA. RefSeq names its product scarecrow-like protein 3. Gene Ontology annotation, biological process: regulation of DNA-templated transcription. Lineage: Eukaryota; Viridiplantae; Streptophyta; Magnoliopsida; Poales; Bromeliaceae. Gene Ontology annotation, cellular component: nucleus. Gene Ontology annotation, molecular function: DNA-binding transcription factor activity; sequence-specific DNA binding. The record is from RefSeq and is a predicted model, not a curated record.
AGGUGAGCUCUCUCUUUUUGGAGUCUUAUUAUAUAUGGGUGUUGGAUGAGCACCCACCCAGUUGGAGUUUUUGGGCUUAUGAUUAUUAUUGUUGCGAUCUCCACAAUCAAAUUAAAACCCAUUGAUUCGACCACAUACGCAUGUACCCUGUUCUCCCGUUUUCUUUCUCCUGUCGUUUUUGAGAAGAUUGGUAGAAAAUCCCGUCUCCUGUUCUCUCCUGUUCUAAAAGCCCAAAAACUUGGGCUCUUUUAAAGAACAAAAGAAAAAAAUUUGGGGUUCAAUGUCUCCGAAACGCAUGAACUUGGUAAUGUUCAUGCGCUCGUCCCCGCUGUCGAACUCUUUUGUAGAACUGUUUCUUCCUUCUACUUAUAGCCUUCUAUAAAUAACUCUUCUUCUUCUUCUUCUUCUUCCGAAUCAUCUCAAGGGCCCAUUAAUCUCUCCUAAAAGCACAAACUUGGUAGUUGAUGAUGAUGAUGAUCAUCAUAGGGUAAUAAAAUACCCAAAAUUAGCAGUUCCUUUAAUUAGCAGUUCGAUCCCCGAUCGAAUCUCCGCCGCUGCGGCGGCGGCGUCGGCGGCGUUAUGGUUCAGGACGAUGGGUCGUCGUCGUCCUCGGCGACGUCGUCCUCGCCGCUCCAGAGCUUCUCCCAGAUGACGCUGUCGCCCACGGCCGCCGGGGCCGGGGCCGGGGCGUGGGUCGGGGAGCUGCGGUCGGAGGAGCGGGGGCUGUACCUGAUCCACCUGCUGCUGAACUGCGCCCACGAGGUGGCGGCGGGCGCCCUGGAGCGCGCGUCGGCGCUCCUCGACCACGUCUCCGCCCUCGCCCACCCCUCCGGCGACCCCAUGCAGCGCCUCGCCACCUCCUUCGCCGACGCCCUCGCCCGCCGCGCCCUCCUCCGCUCCUUCCCGGGCCUCCUCCGCUCCCUCUCCCCCUCCGCCCCCCCUCCCCCCGCAUCGUCGUCGUCGUCGUCGUCCUCGUGGCCGUCAUCGACCCCGGCGCUCCGCCACUUCUUCAGGCUCUGCCCCUUCCUCCCCCUCGCCGCCGCCCUCUCCAACCACGCCGUGGCGGCGGCCAUGGAGUCGGAGCGCGUGGUCCACGUCGUCGACCUCCGCGCCCCCUCCGACCCCGCCCCCGCCGGCGACCUCCCCCUCCUGGCGUCCCGGCCCGGCGGGCCCCCGCACCUCCGGCUGACCGCCAUCCACCCCGACCCCGACGCCCUCGCCCUCCUCGCCUCGUCCCUCUCCAAGGAGGCCGAGCUCCUGGACGUCCCCUUCCAAUUCCACCCCCUCCUCUGCCCCGACCUCCGGCGCCUCGACCUGGAGUCCCUCAAGAUCAAAUCCGGCGAGGCCCUGGCCGUGACCUCGACCCUGGCCCUCCACUCCCUCCUCUCCUCCUCCGAGUCCCUCUCCUCCUUCCUCUACUCCCUCCAGCGCCUCCGCCCCAAGGUCCUCGUCCUCGCCGAGCAGGAGGCCGACCACAACGGCCCCACCCUCGUGGCGCGCUUCGUCGAGUCGCUCAACUUCUACGCCGCGCUCUUCGACUGCCUGGAGUCGGCCGCCCCCCGCCACUCCCCCGAGCGCGCCGCCGUGGAGCGCCUGCUGCUGGGCGAGGAGAUCCGCAACAUCAUCGUCUGCGACGGCCCCGACCGCACGGAGCGCCACGAGAAGUUCGACCGCUGGGCCCGCCGCCUCCACGCCGCCGGCUUCUCCCCCCUCGCCCCCUCCUUCCCCGCCCGCCGCCUCCUCCACGACUUCCGCUGCCACGGCUGCAAGCUGCGCCACGACGACGCCUGCCUCUUCAUCUGCUGGCAGGACCGCCCCCUCUUCUCCGUCUCCGCCUGGACUUGCCGCCGCUUAAUCGAUUGACUACUUGACUACUACUCAAUCACUACUCAUCUCCUCUCUAUCUAUCUAUCUAUCUUUCUAUCUAUCUUCUUCUUCCAAACAAGAAAGAUUAGAGAUAGGUAGUAGUAGGUCCUGCAUGUGUAGUUCUUCUUUUAAUAUAUUUUUUAACCUUAACUUACUUAGGCUAGCUAGCUUUUAUUAAUUUGCUGGUCUCUGUUCUUUUUUCUUUUUUUCUUUGUUUCUUUUUUCUUUUUUUUUUGGCUAGGCAAUGCUGUGUAUAUAUCCUCUUGCUCCACCUCUACUAAUGCAGCGAUGCAAUGUGCUCUUGCAAAAAGAGACCUCUCUCUGUAUGUGUGUGUGGUUUUAACCCUUGUUAAUAUGUUAGCCA